Papaver somniferum (opium poppy) is the source of this 378-nucleotide messenger RNA. RefSeq lists its product as uncharacterized. NCBI's taxonomy places the organism in Eukaryota, Viridiplantae, Streptophyta, Magnoliopsida, Ranunculales, Papaveraceae. Gene Ontology annotation, molecular function: nucleic acid binding. The transcript has a single exon. The record is from RefSeq and is a predicted model, not a curated record. The coding region runs from base 1 to 378 and encodes 125 amino acids. Gene Ontology annotation, biological process: DNA integration.
AUGGAAAACGAUGCAGCUGCCUACAUUCAGAGUUGUCAUCAAUGUCAAGUUCAUGGUAAUAUCAUUCACACUCAUUGUCUCCCAUUACAUUCUGUGAGCAGUUCAUGGCCUUUCUACAGCUGGGGACGGGAAAUCAUCGGAAAGAUCAAUCACGCGUCCUUAAAGCAACAUGCAUACAUCAUCACAACAACUGAGUAUUUCAAAAAAUUAGUUGAAGCUAUCCCUCUUCGAAGCACCAUUGGAAUCACGAUUCCGGCUUUCAUAAAGGAACAUAUCAUAUGCAGAUUUGGUGUUCCCAAGCAUCUCAUCACAUACAAGGGAACUCCUUUUGAUAACAAACAUGUGAGGGAGUUACUUGAAGAGUAUGGCAUCAAAUAG